Messenger RNA from Paramecium sonneborni, 516 nucleotides. NCBI's taxonomy places the organism in Eukaryota, Ciliophora, Oligohymenophorea, Peniculida, Parameciidae. The record is from the annotation of a GenBank genome assembly.
AUGUAAAUUCUUCAUGUGGAUGAGUUUAGUGAUUUUUUAUAAACAACACUCAAUUUGAAAGCUGAUUGUUAUUUGACAUCAUUAUUCAAAUAAUUUGGUCGAUUCUUUAAUAUUGCUAAAAGAAUGAUAGAGUUAUUGAUUGAAUUAGAUAAACAUUUUGAAUAAGAAAAUAGAUCACGUAUUUUGAUUAACAAUGCAAUUGGAUUAUUAAAUCAAUUUUUUAUUGAACAUGUAUCGUUUAUUUAAUGGAGUUAUUGUGAAUAAUUUAUAAAUUAGGGUAAUGAAAGGAUUACAUAAAUCAGAGCCAAUAUACAUCCAAUAUUUCAUUAAUUUGAUUAAACUAAGAUUAAGAAAUCUUUAUGUGAAGUGUUGUUACACAUACAGGAGAAGAAUACACAAUUAUAACAAUAAAUGACAUUAUUAUCUAAUGAAGUGAAUCUUCAUUAAAUUAUUUUAAAAUAGAAGGAAGAACAAUACAAAGUAUCCAAAUACAACNGUAAUUUUGAACACAAAUGA